CCAGAUUCCCGCGCCUGCCCACACGCAAGCCGAAUCAAUGUUGUCUCGACACUUUGGAAGGGAAACUGUGAAUUAUUUCUCCAGCUCCCCGUUGAACCGGUUGUCCUUCUUGCGCACGGAACAUUCGUUUCUCUCGGCUGCAUUGAAACACCCUUCUACUCGUUUUGUUCUCUUGAAUAGCCUUGCGCCGUUGACCAAGACACCCUCUGAGCUAUACCUUGCCCCGUAUACGGAUGUGCACAAAUUGGUGCCCGAGGAUCUCUAUGAUCAAUCCGAGGAGGAAACGAUCAAGAACUUCGACUCCCGCAAGACGAAUCCGCAUGUCAUUUUCCUGGGAAUGGACGAGGCCCGGAAGGCUGACAGUCUGACCUGGAAGAUUUACUCGGGGACACCGUAUUUUGCCGUGGAUGUGACCCCCAAGGGGUCGGAAGAGCAGCAGACCCACGCAAAGGAUGUCAUCAGCGCCUUGGAAGCAAAAGGAUUGAGUUUCCUUCAAACUAGGGUGGUCAUGACUCUCUCUGCCGAUGAAGCUGCCAUUUACGCACAAGCCCGCGCGCUCGCUGACUGGAACACCCGGAACAGUUUCUGUGGUACCUGCGGCAGCCCUACCCUCUCCGUAAACUCCGGAACCAAACGUGCUUGCCCACCAACGGACGCUGCUCUUACAGCCCAAGGAAAGUCGCCGGAGAAGCCAGUCUGCAACACACGUACUACUAUAUCAAAUCUAUCCUUCCCGCGUACUGACCCAACCAUCAUCGUCGCUGUCCUUUCCUCUGACGGUAAACGGGUCCUGCUUGGCCGCUCCAAGCGUUUCCCACCGAACUGGUACUCGACGUUGGCCGGUUUCAUCGAGCCUGCAGAGUCGAUCGAGGAUGCCGUUCGGAGAGAGGUGUGGGAGGAGGCGGGUGUACAGCUCUCGCGCGUUGUCAUCCACUCGUCACAGCCGUGGCCCUACCCGGCUAAUUUGAUGAUCGGGGCAGUGGCGCAAUGUAGCGACCCAGCUCACGAAAUAAUUUGCUUGGAGCACGACCCAGAGCUUGAAGAUGCACGGUGGUUCGAGGUUGAGGAAGUCGAGGAGGCCCUGAGAGUAGGAACGAGUCCUUUGGGUGCGGAGGCUGGUCCUGAAUAUAAGGAAGGUGGCUUACGACUGCCACCUCCGACGGCCAUCGCCAACCAAUUGAUUAGAACAGCCGUUAGGGCUGACUAUUUUGUGCCAAACAACGCUAGAAUUUAGAUAGUGUACAGACAGUGAAUAGACCUUGUUGCGCUGCAUGGAUUUGUAUUCCUGAAGGAAAUCAGGGAAGCUGUUUUGAAAUAGCGUCAUCAAGGUCCUCUAACGGAUUAACCUCAAAAAUACCUUGUUAGCAAAGUUAUUCCCAAAAGGAAUUCAGAAUUGUUGAAAGC
Aspergillus ruber CBS 135680 is the source of this 1404-nucleotide messenger RNA. Its product is annotated as NAD(+) diphosphatase. The record is from RefSeq and is a predicted model, not a curated record. Gene Ontology annotation, biological process: NAD+ catabolic process; NADP+ catabolic process. Gene Ontology annotation, molecular function: NADH pyrophosphatase activity; metal ion binding. Bases 38 to 1234 code for a protein of 398 amino acids. The transcript has 3 exons. Lineage: Eukaryota; Fungi; Ascomycota; Eurotiomycetes; Eurotiales; Aspergillaceae. Gene Ontology annotation, cellular component: cytosol.